Messenger RNA from Nicotiana attenuata, 2425 nucleotides. RefSeq names its product putative nuclease HARBI1. The transcript has 2 exons. Lineage: Eukaryota; Viridiplantae; Streptophyta; Magnoliopsida; Solanales; Solanaceae. Gene Ontology annotation, molecular function: chromatin binding. Bases 95 to 1315 code for a protein of 406 amino acids. Gene Ontology annotation, cellular component: PRC1 complex; ESC/E(Z) complex. The record is from RefSeq and is a predicted model, not a curated record.
ACAGUAACCUCGACCAACAACGAGGAAGAGCUUUGCAUUUUACCGGCUAUUGUCUAUUCGAAGCUUUCCCCUGUAAUAGUUAACACAUCAGUGGAUGGCUCCACUAAAGAAAUCGAAGAAGACGAAGAAAGAUUCAAAGAAGUUGAAGAAAAUCAAACACAAAAACAAGAAAAACAAGUCAAUUACCAUUGUUCCUGUUGAGAACAAAGGAAGUGGUGAAUGCGAUUGGUGGGAUAGUUUCUGGCACAAGAACUCACCAACCCUAGGUUGUGGUGUACCUUGUGAUGAAGAGGAAGGUUUCAAGUAUUUUUUCCGUGUUUCGAAGAAGACUUUUGAUUACAUAUGUUCACUUGUAAGGGAGGACCUUAUCUCAAGACCUCCUUCAGGUCUGAUAAACAUUGAGGGAAGGCUUCUUAGUGUUGAGAAGCAAGUUGCCAUUGCAUUGAGAAGAUUGGCUUCCGGUGAAUCCCAAGUUUCAGUUGGGGCAUCAUUUGGUGUUGGGCAGUCCACUGUGUCUCAAGUUACCUGGAGAUUCAUUGAGGCGUUAGAAGAACGUGCAAAGCACCACCUUAAAUGGCCAGAACCUAGUAAGAUGGAGAUAAUCAAGUCUGAAUUUGAACAAUCAUUUGGAUUACCUAACUGCUGUGGAGCAAUUGAUGAAACCCACAUCAUAAUGACGCUUCCUGCUGUUCAAACCUCAGAUGAUUGGUGUGAUCAGGAAAACAAUUACAGCAUGCUUUUGCAAGGUAUUGUCGACAGCGAGAUGCGUUUUCUAGACAUUGUGACAGGAUGGCCUGGGGGCAUGACCACUUCGAGACUGUUGAAGUUCUCUGGAUUUUACAAACUCUGUGAAAGUGGUGAUCGUUUAAACGGAAACGUCAAAAUGGUUAAAGGAGAAGAACUUAGAGAAUACAUUAUAGGAGGUUUUGGUUACCCUCUUCUUCCGUGGCUUAUUACACCAUAUGAAGGUGACGACCUCUCAGAUGCCAUAUUGGAUUUCAAUGCAUUACAUGAGACUGCUAGGUCAGUUGCAGUGAAAGCUUUCGCGCUAUUGAAGGGAGGUUGGAGAAUCCUUAAUAAGGUUAUGUGGAGACCUGAUAAACAGAAACUCCCUAGUAUCAUCCUCGUGUGUUGUUUACUUCAUAAUAUCAUCAUUGAUUGUGGAGACAGAUUUCAUCCUGAUGUUGCGUUAUCUGGUCAUCAUGACCCAGGAUAUGAGGGACAGAGCUGCAAGCAGAUUGAAUCAAUGGGGAGAUUAAUGAGGGACAAAUUAACUGUACACUUACAGGUUACCAAAAAAGAAGGCUCGAUGUAGGUGAUCAACCAACAUUGAGUGGUGUAAUCAAACUGCAGACAUUGUUUGAAAAAUUUAGAGAUGAACGAAAGUAGUUCACGAUCUUUUGCAAGUUACAGGUUAUGAAUGGAACCAAAAAAGAAUAAAACAGAGUAACUUAUAAGGAUGAGUUACAUGUUUUGUGGGACUUGUUUAAAAUCAAGAAGACUCGCUCGGUGCGUUUUGAAGAACCAAUUAUGGACGUGUUACCUGAGCCUGAUAUUUACUCUCCAAUAAUUAUUGGUAGAGUAAAUAUUGGUAGAGUAAAUAUCAGGCUCCGGUAACACAUCCAUGCUUGGUUCUCCAAAUGAACCGAGCGAGUCUUCUUGAGUUUUUUGGAUGAGUUUUCACUAUUGUCAUUCGAAACCCUCUUCCCACUACUAGUACCUGACAUUGUCUUCGAUGAACGUGCCCCAUCUGUUUGGACAUCACUGGUCCUUCUUCCUCCCCCGGCACAUAUGGACGGAAAUUGGGGUUGGCACUUAUAUUGACAUAGCCAAAUAUCUCUCUCAACAUUUUAUGAUGUAAAAACCUUUUCUUUCUAAAGUAAAAAGCUUAGCUUUAACAAACUUACCAAGUAAAGAUCUUCCCACAACUCAUCCUUACAAGUUACUCUGUUUUUUUUUUUUUUUUCCAUUUGUAACCACUAACUUGCAAAAGAUCCGUGAGCUGCUUUGUCUCAUCUCUAAGCAAGAUUCUAAACAUUGAAGAUGUUCUCACUCUCAAAUAGCUGCACUGGCAUUGGGGAUUUUACUUGGUGAUUUCUUGCUACUAUUAGCAGGGCAUCUCUUUCCCAAGGAAAAAGAGGGCCUCUUCAAAAAGCUUUGUUUCAGACCACGCUGAAGAUAAAAACGAGUUCAGGAGCAAGAUCUUUCUGAAUGUAGAAGAAGGUGCUUCAUGGUCCUUGAGUAUAUGUGAUGACUUACAAUUCAUACCAAGCUACUUUAGCAUGUCAUUUUGGUAAUAUUUUUCUACAUUAUUCCAAUCAUGACUCCUGUUCUUUUUUGCUCUGAGAUUUAGCCUGUCUUAGAUUAUCUGUAUUUGACUUGGUACUUGAAUCAACUGUCAAUAAUAACGCGUUAGUAUGGUGAA